This is a messenger RNA of Dibothriocephalus latus, 564 nucleotides long. Lineage: Eukaryota; Metazoa; Platyhelminthes; Cestoda; Diphyllobothriidea; Diphyllobothriidae. The record is from the annotation of a GenBank genome assembly.
AUGUCCUUGGUAGAGAAAUCAACUAAUGGAGAGGUGCAGAAGCCAAACUCAAAAUAUGUUCGAUUGGAGUUGGGAGAACUAACGCCACACAACAUAAAACAAUUGAGAAUCAUUAAUCGCACGGUCUUCCCUGUUCUUUAUACAGAGAAAUUUUACACGGACCUACUAAAAAGGCCAAAAUUCUGCCGUCUAGCCUAUUUUAAUGAUAUUGUUGUCGGUGCUGUGUGCUACAGGAUCGAGAGUCCGACUGGUAAUGACAACUCUACCUCAAAAAAAUGUUACAUAAUGACCCUCGGAUGUUUGGCGCCCUAUCGUAGGCAUGGCAUCGGAUCUAUGCUCUUGAAGCACGUCUUGCACAAAUGCAGAAAAAACAAUCAAAUCAAAAGUGCCUAUUUGCAUGUUCAUAUCGAGAACGAAGAAGCUAUUAAAUUUUAUCAGAAGUUUGGAUUCGAGGUGACCGGACGCGUCGAAUCGUACUACCACAGACUAUCGCCACAAGAUGCGUUCAUUCUUGAAAAGGAAAUAGACUAUUCGGAACCCGUUAGUUCUUCGGAUUCUGAAUAA